Molecule: messenger RNA, 3367 nt
Organism: Paralichthys olivaceus (Japanese flounder)
Lineage: Eukaryota; Metazoa; Chordata; Actinopteri; Pleuronectiformes; Paralichthyidae
Product: sodium- and chloride-dependent GABA transporter 2-like
Biological process (GO): sodium ion transmembrane transport
Cellular component (GO): plasma membrane
Molecular function (GO): gamma-aminobutyric acid:sodium:chloride symporter activity
Source: RefSeq, a predicted model, not a curated record
UAGCAACUGUGCUAAUCUCAAGACUCAAGCUAUUUCUGUCUCAGUGGAAAAAUACAGCAGGGAAGUGGUUGGCUAUAUCUUGGACCUUUGACAGAGCCAAAUAGUUUUUUUCCAGCAUGGUGCGCAGAGCAGCGCGACAAUAGCCAGGACCACAGAGGAGCCAAAGGAAAACAAAGCUGCUUGUCUCGUUUUUCCCUCUUCUUAUACUCUGGCUCUGCUCAUGACAUGUUUGUGUGGUGAACCCAGCUGAGAGGAAUACUGAUCACUCCGCUGCUGAUCGAACCAAUGGAGGGGGAUUUUCUCAAAGGAAACAGUCCUGAGGUGCCAGCUCCAGAUAACAGGCUUCUGAAGAAGAACCAGCUGCUGGACCGGGGCCAAUGGGCGAGCAAGUUAGAGUUCAUGCUGGCAGUGGCAGGGACCCUGGUCGGGCUGGGAAACCUCUGGAGGUUCCCCUAUCUGUGCUACAAGAACGGUGGAGGUGCAUUUCUAGUUCCAUAUGUCUUGUUUCUGCUCGCUUGUGGUAUCCCUAUGUUCCUCCUGGAGACGGCCAUGGGACAGUUCACGUCCCAGGGGUGCAUCACCUGCUGGAGGCACUUCUGCCCCUUGUUUGAAGGGAUCGGGUAUGCUACCCAGGUGGUGAUUGCAUACGCUGCCGUGUCGUACAUCGUCAUCCAGGCUUGGGCCUUCUUCUACCUCUUCUCAUCUUUUAGUGCCGAGGUUCCGUGGGCCAGCUGCAGAAACACCUGGAACACAGAGUCUUGUGUUGAAUUUGAUAAAACAAAUUUUUCCUCCAACUGGACAGCAAACGCAACAACACCUGCAACAGAAUUCUGGGAGAGACGAGUACUGGGUAUAUCUCAAGGGAUUGAGGAGGUUGGUAGCCUGAGGUGGGAGUUGGCCUUGUGUCUCCUGCUGGCGUGGAUCCUGUGCUACUUCUGUGUUUGGAAAGGAGUUCGAUCCACUGGAAAGGUAGUUUACUUUACAGCCACUUUCCCAUACGUGAUGUUGGUGGUUCUGUUGGCUCGUGGACUCACUUUACCAGGAGCCGUGAAUGGCAUAGCUUUCUACCUGUAUCCUGACCCUACAAGGUUGGUCGACCCUCAAGUUUGGAUGGAUGCAGGUGCACAAGUUCUCUUCUCUUUUGGCAUAUGUCAGGGGAGUUUGACUGCUCUGGGAAGUUACAAUCAGUAUAACAAUGAUUGUUACAAAGAUACAUUUGUUCUUUGUUUGGUGAAUGGCAUGUCCAGUUUUGUGGCAGGGUUUGCAAUCUUUUCCGUUUUGGGAUUCAUGUCGUAUGAACAAGGACUGCCCAUAUCUGAAGUAGCUGCCUCUGGUCCUGGCUUGGCAUUUAUUGCUUAUCCACGUGCAGUAGCCAUGAUGCCUCUACCUCAGUUGUGGGCUAUAUGCUUCUUCGUCAUGGUCAUCUUGUUGGGUGCAGAUACACAGUUUGUCAGUCUGGAGUGCCUGAUGACGUCGGUGACAGACAUGUUUCCUACAGUUUUUCGAAGAGCUUAUCGUAGGGAGUUGCUGCUCCUUUGUCUCUGCUCUGUGUGCUUCUUUCUCGGCCUCCUCCUCGUCACAGAGGGGGGCUUGUAUUUCCUUCAACUCUUUGACCAUUAUGUUUGCAGCGGCAACAAUCUUCUCCUCCUGUCAGUGUGUCAGUCGAUAGCGAUUGGAUGGAUAUACGGUGCAGACCGUCUCUAUGACAACAUUGAAGACAUGAUUGGCUAUCGUCCGUGGCCGCUGAUGAAGUAUUGCUGGCUUUACGUUACCCCUGGUGUUUGUCUGGGCACCUUCAUCUUUUCAGUGGUGAAGUACAAACCUCUCAAGUUCAACAAAACCUACACCUACCCGACCUGGGCCUACGCUCUUGGCUGGUUUCUUGGACUUUUUUGCGUUCUCCUGGUUCCACUGUGGAUCAUCUUCAAACUUACUCAGAUGAAAGGAACAAUAUCUCAGAAUUUCAUGCAGCUUUGCCGUCCUGAAAACAAGACACAAAACACAGAGAACCAGCCUGAGCAAUGUCCUCUGAACCCAGACAACACGCUGACUCCUGCUGCCAACGAAUACAAGGGAAGUGGUGGAUCUGAGAUGGAGAUGCAAGUAGCCCCCCCCACCCCCCUCGGCAGCAACUCGGGCACGUUUCGGCCACCCGAUCCUCCCCUAUUGUUCUAACUUCCACCUCCCCACCUGUUCCCCUAAUCAGCUCUUAUUAUUUAUACAGACCUUGCCACUCAUUUCCUUUCAGAUUGCCUAAUGUGGUUUGCGGUUGUCUUGCUUUUCUUUACCUGCAUGUUUUGUCAUUUUCCUGGUUUACCUGCCUGCCCUCUGACUUGGCCAAAGUUUGCCAAUGUCGAUUUCCGCCUGCAGAGCCUUAAUAAAGGUGAAAUGUUUUGAACUUCUACCAGUGUCUUUGAGUUAUGCUACUGAGUUCUCUUAAACGUGAGCCAUGACUCUCAAGGCCUCGGUCACACAACAUGAGUUUAGCUCUGAUUUUCCACUUGCAGACAGUGUUUGGAGAUUUUGUGCUGGCGAAUCAGCACUCAGUAUUGGCGGCCUUAAAAAAAAAAAUGCAACUUGAGACUCGCCAAUGCAUCACACUGACAGGUGUGGCAACAUGAAGUGCACUUUAUUUACCUGGAUAGAGCCUUAAACUUGCUGCGUCUCAGAUCAGAUACUUCAAUCAGUACACAUGUAAAACACAGUUGGAUGGCAUAGUGUUUGAAUUCUGGUGGUUCCACAAAGUUGGCUGCCAUUGAGAGAAAGUAGUGUCUUUAGUUUUACACUCAACUUUUAACCACUUUGAGGAACUCUGUGUGCACUUCAUGUCAUACUUCUCAGUGUAACUCUAAAUAUCAAGUGAGUGUGGAACUCAUGUUUAAAGACAAAGAUUUAACAUUGAUGUCAAACAUUUUCUGUUUGUGAUUACACACUCUGAAUAUCUGAGAAGAACUUUCAAUUGUCCCAAAGAGUGAGAUAUAUGAAUUAUCAUAUGAUAGUGAGUAUAAGUUUGGAGUUAUAAUGAAGGAAGGAUGAAAAAGGGAAAUGAAGUACAACCACCUGAUUAUUUUGGCUAAAGAAUUUAUCCACAGAUAAGACAAAUAAAAAGUAUACACAAAAGUAUGUUAAUGCCAGACAACUGUUCUCAGUCUUCAUGUUUUAAAGAUGCUCUGAAAUGUAAUAAAUCAAACAAGCUUUGGUUAUUUACAAAAACACAUGGUAUAUUUCUAUUUAGAUCUGACUCUUGUCUUCUCUUAGUUUUACGUAUCUGUUUUCAGUCUCUGAUUUGUACUGUUUGUUGUUGCCAAUUUGAUAAAGUAUUGUCAGAGUUUGUGUAUACAAUAAAAAGAUAAUUUAGAUUUUUUUA